AUGUCAUCGAGUGAAGAGUGCCAGGAGCGGAGCGGAAGAGUCUUCCUUCGCAUUCCGGACGUCACCUGUGUUCACAUCCACGAACAGACCAAGACAGCAGCCGAGCCAGCCGAGCUCGAGUACUGGGAGGUGCCAUCAGAGCCAGAGCCUGUCCGAUUCCUUCUCUGUGCCCAGUACAUGGGUAUCGUCCUCCCGCCGCACGCUCCGCCGCAAGCCCACGUCAUUCUCGACAACUUGCUUGCCUUCCACACCAAGUUUGCCGACAAGACGCAAGAGAAGCAGGAAGUUGUUGCUGAGCCGCCGCUCGAUCGAGCCGAAUCAUCUGCUGACGAGGCUUCCGCUGAUGCUCCUCCUGCGGAGUCGUCGCAAAUCGAUGCGGAGCCUGCUGCCAUUCCGGUCAUCACCACUGCCGGCGCAGCAUCGCUCGAGGCAGGAGAAGUUCCAGAGAGCACCGCUCCGCCGUCAUCGACGGUGGCGGCAGUCAUGACCGGGGUGGCCAACGUGUUGGACUCGUCGGCGGCGACGGUGGGCAAGGCGGUGAUCUCGUCGGCCGAGGUGGUCGGCUCGGGCGUGGCGUCGACGGGCGUGUUCGUGCAGUCGAAGAUCAAGCCGGCAAGUAAGCCGCUAGUGGUCUCAGACGGAGUCAAGACCAAGGUGGCGUACGUGAACAAGCUGUCGUCGGCGGCUGUGACCGUGUCGGACGCCUUGGUUAAUGGCGUCCGCGCCAUGGCCAGCACCCUCGGCCAGGCCGCAGCCGACGCCAUCUCGGAGACCGAAUACGGCCGCAAGUUCAACUCGGGUACGGCCGGACCCAAAAUGAUGGCUGCCAAGCGCGUCGGUGUCUCGGCCAUCUCGGCCGUCGACACUAUGCUCUCCUCGCUCUACUCUGCCGGCCACAUCCUCGCCUCCAACGUCUCAUCCGCCACCACCGACGUUGUCGCCCACCGCUACGGCGGCGACGCCGGCGAAGUGACUAAGAACACACUCUCGGCCGUCGGCCACGUCACCGAGUCGGUCCUCAACAUCAACAAGAUCGGCUACAAGUCGCUUGUCGGCAUCGCCGCCAAGGAGACCACAAAGGGCGUACUCGUCGGCGACGCCGCCGCCUCAUCCGCCACCAAGUCACCCGAACAGCUGCUCCUAGAGAGCAUCGCAGAUGCCCACACGACCGCUUCGGCCUCGGCCUCGGUGCCUGAUGCCCACACGACCGCUUCGGCCUCGGCCUCGGUGCCUGACCCUGAUUCCACCGCCGGCGCCAACUCUCGGGCUGACGCUGGCGCCGACGCCAACGCCGACGCUAGCGCUGCCGAAUCGGGCACCGAUCGAUACAUCGACGAGCUCAACUCUGCCGAGGCCUACAUCGCGUAA
Thecamonas trahens ATCC 50062 is the source of this 1368-nucleotide messenger RNA. RefSeq lists its product as uncharacterized. Bases 1 to 1368 code for a protein of 455 amino acids. Gene Ontology annotation, cellular component: plasma membrane. The transcript is spliced from 2 exons. Gene Ontology annotation, biological process: cell division. Lineage: Eukaryota; Apusomonadida; Apusomonadidae. The record is from RefSeq and is a predicted model, not a curated record.